ACUUUCAGUUGUUCAAGUGAUUUUGCUCUGAUUUAAUGCAAUUUACUGCGGUUACAGAAACGAGAAUAUUCAUCUCAAACGUAAACAUUAUACCUAAUAUGUGCGCUGCUCAUUGACCACGCAUUUGCUGUGAACGUUUUGAGAAAAUAAUUUGUGCAGCGAAAUUUUUCGCUUUUUGUUUGUGUGCCCGAAGAACGCAUCCUAGGUGUUCGUUCUAAAGUUUGAAGGUUUCGCAAUUUAUAGAUCACAAUUAAACGUGAUCAAGUGCAUGUAUUGUUAAGGGUUUAUAUGUGUACGUGCUGGGGAAUAUUUUCCAUUGAUCAAUAGUUUCAACCUAUCGAGAGAAAACAAAAAACGAGCGAGCCCGACAAAAUGCAAUUCGUGACGAGAACGGUAUGUUUCGCAUUCAUCAUCGGAUCGAUUGUCAGCGCUUCAGAUCAACCAGAAAAAUCGAAAUUACAAGAAGAAUUUACAGCUGACCCAAAAGUACAAUCAAAAAGGGGUGCUGAUGAUAGUCGUCAAGUUAACGCAAAUUUAAACUCAGGCUUCAGCCCAUCACAAUCAACCAUCACAAAUUUACCACAGUUCUAUGGCGGUCAUUUUGCACAGCUUGGUAACUUUUUCGCUUCAGCAGCUGCACCGCAGAUUUACUACGUUAAAGCUCCACAAAGUAACCAUGCAGGUGUUCAAUACCCUACAGCAAAUGCAUUGAAGAUAGCCUACGUACCGGCACCACAGCCGCAACAUUCCGUCACGUAUGCAACUGCACCGACGAAUUCAAAAGUUGGUACUGCAACUCAGCCGCAUUAUCAAAACUAUCAGCUAGCUUACACACAUCAACCAAUAUCGUAUUCAGCAGCAGCCAUUGCAGUGCCAUACAGCAACAAUCAUCAACAGCAAAUCGUACAAAUUCCGAACGGUUAUCAAUUGGCAGCUUAUUCCCAUCAGCCGGUCCAAAUUUCCCAGCCAUAUUCCUACGUAACAUCCGCUCCAAAUGAAGCGGGAAAGGCAAUCGUACAUGGCCCGAAUGCGGCACAAGCAAGCGUUGCAUAUCAUCAACAGCCACAGACUUUCACCUUUCCGACAUAUCAACACUUAGCUGCUCCAAUUAAUAUUCCCACAGCCGCAAAGUUCGUAGCAUUUCCAACUUACUCACCGACACCAUCUCAGUAUAAGUCGAUAAAUGCACCACAUGCAUCAGUUCAACCAUCAGCGACAGCCGCUACUCACAGUGCUCACGAUGGAGCGACAAGUUUUGCAUCAUUUUCGCAACAACUUAAUCAACGUCAUCACACAGCACCUACAGCCAUAGCACCAGUGAAGGUGUUGGCACAACCCCGUCAACAAUAUUAUGUAACAGCACCGCCACCAUCUUCGCAAGUCGGCUACAGUUCACAGAAAAUUGCAUUCCAACCAAUUACAGCUGCUGCUUCAUCACCACAGGCAUAUGAAUCACCUCACAACGGUGUCAUCCAUUACGGAACCCAUUUGUACCAUCCAGUGCUUGGCAAAUAUGGUAUUGGUCAUGUUGCACCAGCAUCGCCAAAACUUAUUUAUUCGCAUUAAUGCAGACACUCUCACAUCAUGUGAGAUUCAUGCAUGAUCUUAGAUUUAAAUUUAUUUUUAUGAGUUUGAAUUUUUUUGAAUAAAAUAUAAACUGAGAAACAA
Molecule: messenger RNA, 1668 nt
Organism: Bradysia coprophila
Lineage: Eukaryota; Metazoa; Arthropoda; Insecta; Diptera; Sciaridae
Source: RefSeq, a predicted model, not a curated record